Meloidogyne enterolobii is the source of this 427-nucleotide messenger RNA. Lineage: Eukaryota; Metazoa; Nematoda; Chromadorea; Rhabditida; Meloidogynidae. The record is from the annotation of a GenBank genome assembly.
UGUUUUCAUCAUCGCUGUAAUAUCUACAUUGGCUUGAAUUCUUUCCUUACGCUACCAGUCCACUUUGGAAUGAGUUUGAAAUUUUUUAUCCUCCUCUUUGGAAUCAAUUUUAUCAGUCUUCGUACCUGUUAUUUUAUUCAAUUUUUUCCUGUAACUUGUAUAACUUUGGCUGUUCAAAUUCAGUUUUAUAUUGGAGUUGAUAGAUUGUUAAGUAUUGCCUUUCCUAUCUGGUACAAUUUUGACGAUCGAUAUAAAUCUGUGGUUGUUAUUGUCAUCUUAAUAAUGAUAAGGUCGGCCCGUACUUGUUGGAAUUUUUUAAACAUGGCAAUUAGCUUCCCUGAUAGGUAUGUAACUAGUUAUUCUACAAAUUUCCUUGAAAACUUCCAAAUUCCUUCAUUAAUAACCCUUGAACAUAACCCACAUUAAA